CUCUCGCAACAUGUCUUCAUCCACUCAGCCCAUGCCAGUAGUCGCCUGCGGCAGAAUAACCGCGAUGGGGAAAUCAGUCUCCCAGCACCUGCUGCCUGAAUAUGAAGUCAUCCACUUCAUCCAGUCAUAUGAGGCCGCAGAGGCUGAGCUCCCGCAUCUGCUUGCAGGUCGCGAUCCUCAGUCUCGGAGCCCCAAUGAUGUCGGAACCCACGAUUACAGCCGGCCUCCUCGUGUGGUGUUCUUCGGUCGCGGCUAUGAGCCUCAGCAGGUUGAAGAACUUAAGAAGAAGUUCACGGGUGUUGCUAAAGAACCUGUUGCUUGGGUGAGGGGCAACCCAGCGGAUGUGCCUACCGGGGGCCCUGGGCCUGACUAUGCUCAGAAAGUCACGGCGGAUUUGAAGAAGGUGCUUAAUAAAUGGAGAGAUGCAGGAGCCAAAGAUGAGGAGAUCUUGGUGUACUAGUUGCUUUGUCAGGGAGACUUCUUCUGGUGGAGGCAUAUAAUGAGGAUAGGACAUUGAGCGUCGAAUUGUCUACCCCAGAAUCCAUACAUUAAAGCUGAUGCUUCUCCCGCGGCAUGGAAAUUACCAUCGUUGUUCGCUUCCCCUUCGCUAGUUCAAGUGAACAAUUCCAC
Messenger RNA from Aspergillus novofumigatus IBT 16806, 630 nucleotides. RefSeq lists its product as uncharacterized. The record is from RefSeq and is a predicted model, not a curated record. The transcript is spliced from 3 exons. NCBI's taxonomy places the organism in Eukaryota, Fungi, Ascomycota, Eurotiomycetes, Eurotiales, Aspergillaceae. The coding region runs from base 65 to 460 and encodes 131 amino acids.